Molecule: messenger RNA, 1759 nt
Organism: Didymella exigua CBS 183.55
Lineage: Eukaryota; Fungi; Ascomycota; Dothideomycetes; Pleosporales; Didymellaceae
Product: 26S protease regulatory subunit 6B
Exons: 4
Coding region: 208-1602 (464 amino acids)
Biological process (GO): proteasome-mediated ubiquitin-dependent protein catabolic process
Cellular component (GO): proteasome regulatory particle, base subcomplex
Molecular function (GO): proteasome-activating activity; ATP binding; ATP hydrolysis activity
Source: RefSeq, a predicted model, not a curated record
GGCGGACGCUGGGGGUGAAGCAGUGGCGUCAGCGCUUGGCGGUUGACCGAGCUCCGACAAUCAGCUCGAAGCAGCCAGUUACAAACAACACCAUCACCAUCACCACCGCACCACCGCCGUCGCCUGCAGCAUCGCCUGCACCCUCCGAACAUUUCCUCUCCACUUCAACCGCCCUCGACAGCAGAGCCGCUUACGUGAUCGUGUGUCAUGGGUAACCAGCAGUCCAGCGCUGGAGGCGGAGGCGCUCCCGGUGACGAUAAGAGCAAGAAAGAUAAGAAGGAGAAGCCAAAGUAUGAGCCGCCACCACAGCCUACCACCCGCAUCGGCAGGAAGAAGAAGAGGGCUGCCGGCCCCAGCGCUGCCGCGAAGCUGCCCACCGUCUACCCCACAGCACGAUGCAAAUUACGGUACUUGCGUAUGCAGCGCAUCCACGACCACUUGCUGCUGGAGGAGGAGUACGUCGAAAACCAGGAGCGGAUCCGCAAGGCAAAGGCAGUGAAGGAAGGAGCAGGGCCCUUGAACGUCAACGCCGAUCCGGAAGCUGCCGACCGAAACGCUGACGAGAGGUCGCGGGUUGACGACAUGCGCGGCAGCCCCAUGGGAGUUGGUAACCUGGAGGAACUUAUCGACGACGACCACGCUAUCGUUUCGAGUGCGACCGGCCCCGAGUACUACGUAUCGAUCAUGUCCUUCGUCGACAAAGACCUCCUCGAGCCCGGCGCGAGCAUCCUGCUGCAUCACAAGUCGGUGUCGGUUGUUGGUGUGCUCACAGACGACGCGGAUCCGCUGGUCUCCACCAUGAAGAUCGACAAGGCGCCUACAGAGUCAUAUGCGGAUAUUGGUGGUCUGGAGCAGCAGAUACAGGAAGUGCGAGAGGCUGUAGAGCUCCCUCUGUUACACCCUGAGCUGUACGAGGAGAUGGGCAUCAAACCUCCGAAGGGAGUCAUCCUUUACGGUGCGCCUGGUACCGGAAAAACGCUACUAGCAAAGGCUGUAGCCAACCAGACUAGCGCCACUUUCCUGCGUAUUGUAGGAAGUGAGCUGAUCCAGAAGUAUCUCGGUGACGGACCCAGGCUCGUGCGACAGCUGUUCCAGACCGCUGCCGAGAACGCGCCAUCCAUCGUCUUCAUUGACGAGAUCGAUGCCAUCGGUACAAAGCGUUACGAGUCGACGUCUGGUGGUGAGCGUGAAAUUCAGCGAACCAUGCUGGAACUGCUCAACCAGCUUGACGGUUUCGACGACCGUGGUGACGUCAAGGUCAUCAUGGCCACCAACAAGAUCGACACUCUCGACCCUGCUCUCAUCCGACCUGGUCGUAUCGACCGAAAGAUUCUCUUCGAGAACCCUGACCAACACACGAAGAAGAAGAUCUUCACACUGCACACCUCCAAAAUGUCUCUAAACGAGGACGUAGACCUCGACGAAUUCAUCAACCAGAAGGACGACCUGUCUGGCGCCGACAUCAAGGCUAUCUGCUCAGAGGCUGGUCUCCUGGCUCUUCGCGAGCGCAGGAUGCGGGUACAAAUGGAUGACUUCCGCCAAGCCAGAGAGCGCGUACUGAAGACGAAGAGCGAGGGUGAGCCCGAGGGAUUGUACUUGUAGGCUUGGAGAGAAGGAGGCUUGGGUACGACACGGCUUUAAGACUCGAGACUUUAUUGACAUGUAUCAGUAGACUUCAACAUGCGCUCUGCACGGUGCAGUAAUAUGUACCAGGUCGAGUCAUUUCAUCAUCGGUGCCAUUUCCUACACAUGACCAUCG